This is a messenger RNA of Camelina sativa (false flax), 1344 nucleotides long. NCBI's taxonomy places the organism in Eukaryota, Viridiplantae, Streptophyta, Magnoliopsida, Brassicales, Brassicaceae. The record is from RefSeq and is a predicted model, not a curated record.
AUGGCUGAAAACUCUGAUUCUUCUUCCGCUCUUUGUUUUUCACAUUGUGUAACCUUGAAACUUAGUUCCACUAACUACCUGUUGUGGAAGAUUCAGUUCGAAACAUGGCUCAACAAUCAAAGGCUAUUGGAUCAUGUCACUGGAAGCACUCCGUGUCCUCCGGCUACAAGAUCUGUCAAGAAGGGAGAAACGGUAUCAAAGGCUCCAAAUCCGGACUUUCUCGCUUGGGUCAACAAUGACCAGAAGAUUAUGGGUUGGUUGAUAGGCUCGCCGACUGAAGAGGCUCUCUCUGUUUAUGGACUCCACACUUCUGGUGAGGUAUGGUUCUCUCUCGCUAAAAAAUACAAUCACAUCUCUGCAUCUAGGAAGAGUGAUUUGCAACGCCGCUUACAUUCCACCGAGAAAGAAGGAAAAACUUUAGCUGAGUAUCUGAACACUAUUAAGCAGAUUUGUGACCAACUUCACUCCAUAGAGUACUCUGUUCCAGAAAAUGAGAAAUUUUUUGGUUUGGGUCAGGAAUAUGAGUCUAUUGCCACAAUGAUUGAGAGUCAGAUGGAUACAUUUCCUAUGAGCUAUGAUGAUGUUGUGAUAAAGCUAACCAACUUCGACGACAAGAUACAGAAGUAUGUUGGUUCUUCUGUUUCUCCUCAUUUAGCCUUCACAACGGGUAGAGACUUUUCCAAUCGUGGUAGGCCAGUCUCCUGGUCGCUCUGGUGGUUACCGUGGUCGUGGCAACUAUUCAACCAGGGGCAGAGCUUUCAUCAACAGAUUUCCAAUGGUCAGUUCCCAGACUCUGGUCCACGACCUACCUAUCAAAUCUGCAACAAGUAUGGACAUUCUGCUUACAGGUGUUACAAGAGGUUUGAUCAUUCUUACCAAGGUGAAGAGCUCCCUAAUGCGUUGGCUGCGAUGCAUAUUACUGGUCCACCGGGCCAUGAAUGGACUGUUGACUCAGGUGCUACCUCACAUAUCACGAACUCCACUGCUCAACUUCAAACUGUUCAACCUUAUAGCGGUGAAGACUCUGUGAUUGUGGGAAAUGGUGAUUUUCUGCCCAUAGCACACAUUGGCUCCUCUGUUCUUCCCAGUACUCAAGGUAAUAUUCCGUUACAGGAUAUUCUAGUUUGUCCUCAGAUUACAAAGUCUUUACUAUCAGUUUCCAAACAUACCUCUGAUUAUCCUUGUGCUAUUGAGUUUGAUUACGAUGGUGUUAUUAUUAAGGACAAGUGGACAAAACAGCUCCUCACCAAAGGACCCCACCGUAGAGACCUGUAUCUGUUGGAGAACCCGCAGUUCAUGGCUUGUUACUCUUCUAGACAACAAGCUACAAGUGAUGAGGUGUGA